Molecule: messenger RNA, 3325 nt
Organism: Pocillopora damicornis (cauliflower coral)
Lineage: Eukaryota; Metazoa; Cnidaria; Anthozoa; Scleractinia; Pocilloporidae
Cellular component (GO): chromatin
Molecular function (GO): protein binding; zinc ion binding
Source: RefSeq, a predicted model, not a curated record
CAAGAGCUGCCUUAGUUGGGGAUCAUUUCCUCUACUCUCAGUACCUUUAUGUUUUGAUUCAGGGGUGAUAUUGUGAGGAGAAAUUAGAUGUUAGUCACUCUCGGGGGUUAAAGGGUUGAAAAGGAUUACAUGUUAACUGCUCACAAGCCAGAUUAGACUGUAAGCAAACUAGGACGUACAAGUUACGUUUUGAAACUUGCUCUUGCAACCAUACCAGCCUGCGUUUUGCACUGUCCAUUUGACCUCUGCUCGCAUAGGUGAACUAUUUUUCAACAAGGUCCUUUGAUAAGUAUCGUAUUGCAAACUUGGAUUCAAGUCUUUAGCUCAAAUCUUUCGUACAAACGCCACGGAGACGCCUAACAUAAUCCUGCUCAAAAAGACUGGGUCGAGUGAUGUGAAGGUUUCGUGACCCCAACGUCCUUCCAGUUCAAACAGUGAGACUCUUGUUUUGAAGGAUUUUCAAAAUUGUUAGGUAAGUUCUUUGCUGUUAUUGUGUGUACAAGUGGAUGCCUGGAUAAUUUAUCGUCUUUUUCCGGUUUAAUAGCUGAGAGAUUAGGAAUAGGCUUUGGCGGUGAAAUUGCACACGAUGCGAGUGGCGGUUCCUCUGGCAUUUGUGUUGGCUACGAUUUCGCUUUACUAUUGGAAACACGGUCUAGUUAGUCAAUCUUGAUCCUUAUUCUGUAGUUUAACCGUAAGAGUAAUGUUGGUGACCAAAUUGUAACAACUUCAUGCGUUGAUACCGCCAGAUAUCUAAUUUUUUAAAUUGGGGUAUUAAAAUGAAUGUAGGUGACGCCGGCUUGAUUUCCGUUGUUUGCUCGUCUAUGCUUUCUCACUUCCGACCAUGGUUCCUCGCGUUUCACCAUCGUUUGGCUAUAAUGUAAAUGUGCAAACUUCAAGACCAGUGAAUGAAUUUUUCAAGUUCGAAUUCUUCAAUAUGCAUUUAAGUCUGCAGCUGGCACUUAUGCUAAAGUAAUGAAUUCCGAGGCAUCCUUUGAUCGUUAUGUUUAAUUUGAAAACAUUUAUCUUCUGGAAAGGCCAUCCGAUUAGUAUUAUCGUUUUCCAGAAAGGUCUUAAGCUCGUUGUCAAGUUUUAAACCUUUGUCCACUUAAUAGUAACAAUUUGAUUUGAGGGCAAAAUACAGGAUAAGCAAUGCUUUACUAUACCUGUUCAGUUCUGCGCUAUGUGAUUAAGUUUGAACCCAACCGGAUUUUUAUGCUUUUGAAUAACUUAAUGAUCACUGGACAAUGGUCAGAUUUUUGGUAUUGAAGUCAGCAGUUAUGGCGGACAGAAAUAACAAAAAUGACAGCAUAUGCGCCUUUUUCUUUUCAGAAUGCAGUCCUGCUCAAAAGCCACGGGGAUACCACAUUGCCGCGAGUACUGUGAUGGGAAUGUUGCAGAGUUUUACUGUCCAGAAUGUGCUGCCAUGUUUUGCAGUUGUUGCUAUGAAAGAGAACAUUGUGGAAAUGAACGGAAAGCUCAGCAUGGGAAACUAACUGAACUUAGAGCAAUUUGCAGUGAGCACAAACACACUCUUGAUUAUUUUAACCUGACCCUGCUUCGACCAAUGUGCAUCAUUUGCAAAAAGGAGAGCGUGCUUUCACCUGAACGUGCAAACCAUGUUAUUGAACACAUAGAAACAAUUGUACCAAAACUGAGAUCUCUCAUGGAAAAGAAAUUACAAGAUGCUGCUGAAUCAAUUGGAAAGAUAGCAUGUCAACUCACCAAUGUUGAAACUUCAGCUCGCAGUGGGAUGAAUGCUUCAAUCAGCCAUGUUCAGUGCUGUUUUGCUAAGUUGCGGCAGAUACUGGAUGAGAGGGAAGCCCAACUCAUGCAAGAUACGAAAAAGUAUUUUGAUGAGUUCCUGGAAAGUGGUGAAGGAAUAGUACAAGCAAGAAACACAUUAAGAAAUCUCAGGACUCUCUCUGAGGAAGGAAAAUUGCUUUUGAAUAAAGAUCCCAGAAGCCUUGUGGUAGAAUUUCCAGCAGUCUUCAUGCGUCUCAAAGAACUGUGUGCUUUAACAGCCAAUGAAUGCCAGAUGAAAAGCCUUAAAAUUGCAAUUUAUUUUGGACAAGACAUAGUAAAACAGCUAAGACAAGCUGGGGUUAUGAGUGCACAGUAUUCUUCUCUGCCUAAAGACAUAAAAUUGGGGAAUGGACAGCAGGAGAACUCAAAUGAUGCAAAUUCUCAGUGCAGUUGCAGCUCUAUACAGGAUUAUCAUACAGUAGAUGUUGAUACAAAGAGAUGCAUGCCAGACUCACCUCAGAAACCUUGCAAAGAACCUACUUCUAAACGAGCUGAGGAAAUUGAUGGGACAAUUGACUUCAUAGAAGUGUGUGACAAGUCACCAAUCUCAAGGAUGUCAUUAAAAGGUGUUUCAGGUGUAAAGCGGCACUCUUCUGAUCUGUCUGGAAGUCCUCUCCAGGAAACUACACCUAAGAAAACCAGGAAGAUUGAUGCAACUAGUAAUUUCCCUGAAGAACAUGAAAAGUCACCCUUAUCAAGAACCCCAGUGAAAGCUGUGACAGGAACAGCAGGCAGAACCAUGCAAUCACCGUCACCUUUAAAGCUAUCCAAGCUGAACGAAUUGAGGGUCUUAUUGAAAAGAUCACCACAGCACAGCUCUGUUGCCUCUCCAAAUAGCAAAACUUAUGUGGCAUCACCAAGAAGAAAAAGAGGAGGAGCAUUGAGCAAAGAGUUUAUGAAGUGUGACAUAAUUCUAAAAGAAAUAUGGGCCCAUGAUGAAAGUAUUCCAUUUGUUCGACCUGUGGAUAAAAAACAGUCACCUGAUUACUAUAAAGUCAUCAAGAAGCCUAUGGACCUGUCUGUUGUAAAAGAAAAAUUGCAUUCUCUUCAAUACACAUCUGUCGUGGACUUCCUAAAGGACAUACGUUUGAUGUUGAACAACUGUAAAACGUUCAAUAAGCCGGGCACGUACGUGUAUGACUCAGGUGAAGAAUUGAGCAAAAUCUUCAACCAUCUGGUACAAGAAAACUUUCCAAACUUUGAAGAAGCGCUUCUGCAAAAUUCGGAGGAUGGGACUGAGUGAUUGAUAAUAGAAAUACUUGAAGACGAAUAAGUAUAAUUGCACUUUGAUUUUAGCAGUGCAAUUGUGAACUCUAAGAGACUUCGAAAGCUUCAUCUCUCUUUUAUUUGGAUUUUAAAUCUGAUAGUUCCUCUGACGUGAAAUUAAUCCUAAGCAAAAAUGCAGCUGAAAUAUUACCUGCAUUUUUUCCCUUUGGAAUCGGAUAAUGUUAUGGACUGUUCGUCAACACUUAAAAUUAACAACAGGCAGAAUAUUAUUAAAGGUAUGUCAAUUCUUCUUGUA